AUGUCGGCGUGUCUGGACUGGUGCUGCUCCAAGGUGCCACAGCGCGUCGUCAUCUCUGUGUUAUGUGCGAGUGCAAUGAUUGUAAUAGCCUUCAAGCGCAAGUGUAUCGAAGAAACUAUAAAUCUGGUUACGGUCAAUGUGCCCCAUUCAUCACCUGAUUACACCUACAAUUUCAAUGAUACGUGCCCUCUCACCUACGAAGGUACUGAGGAAGAAGCCGACCUCCAAAUGGUAACAGAGUACAACUGGAGCGGAACCACGACACGAUUGAUACAUCAUACUUUCUUCUUUUCCAGUGCUUUGGGGCUGGUCCCUGCGGGUCUGUUGGUCCACUGGCAUGGGCCUCGCAUCAUAUUCGGUAACGGCCUUCUGAUCUCCUCCAUGGUCUGCCUCUUCCAGCCAUUCUUGGUCUCCCAGGGUCCCUACUUCUUCAUGGCAAGCGUCAUCAUCCAAGGCUUCAGUCUGUGCGUGGCGUUCCCUUGCAUAAUCACCAUCAUGGUUCGCUGGGCUCCGGACAACGAGCGCAGCACCAUCGUAGGCACAAUCUUCGGCAGCUUCUCCCUCGGGCGAGCCAUCUCCCUCUUGGUCUUCCACGUCGCCUUCACCCGCUCCUCAAACCUUUUGACGAGUCACUACGUCGGUGGCGCAGUCGGUCUGUUGUGGUGCAUUGUAUGGUUUAGCUUGGCUUACGAUUCGCCCACAAGCAAUCCGUACAUUUCCGAAUUGGAGCUAUCACUCUUCGGCCCCUCGAGGGACUCGAGGAGGUCCCCCGAUGUACCUUGGAGGGAGAUUUUCAAGUCCCGCCCUUUCUUAGUUUUGUUACUGAUAACUUGUGCGGACGAAUGGAAAUUCGGAAUGAUGCACACUGUGGUCCUCAUAACGUACUAUGAGGACACCCUGCACGUACACACUGAUGGCUUAAUGCGUAUGGUGGAGGUAGCAGCCUUCCCGACGGCGGUGCUAGGGGGCGUGCUCAGCGAUUGGUUCAUCAAUAACGACAUCAUCUCCAGAACAAUGUGCAGGAAGAUUUUCAGCUUUGUAGGUGUUAUGGUUCCGACAUUCCUGACCGUGUUCAUCACUGAAAUCGGCUGCGACCCGGACCACUAUAUUGCGUGGCAAAUCCUCAUUUUUCUUCUGUUUGGCUUCACUUACGGAUCCAUCGUGGUGAACGCUAUAGACCUGAGUACUCGCUACGCCGGCUUGAUUUCGGCUAUGACCAACACCGCCGGACUGUUCGUCUCUCUGUUCCCGGCAUACGUGGCGUACGCCAUCAUCAAAGAUACUCACAGACUGAGCGAGUGGAGUAUGAGCCUCUGGGUCUCUGCAAUGAUUGUUACAACGCUGUCGGUGCCUUACUUCCUGUACGCUUCCGGGGAGAAGCAGCAGUGGGCGUUGUCGCGGAGGUCAGCAACAUUGUCCCUGAGUGAGGUUCCGGACACCGACCUAACUCAAGAUCAUCCCAGCGACCAAAAUCAGGAGCAACACGAAAAGCGUUAA
This is a messenger RNA of Homalodisca vitripennis (glassy-winged sharpshooter), 1497 nucleotides long. Its product is annotated as putative inorganic phosphate cotransporter. The transcript has a single exon. Bases 1 to 1497 code for a protein of 498 amino acids. Gene Ontology annotation, molecular function: transmembrane transporter activity. Gene Ontology annotation, biological process: monoatomic anion transport; transmembrane transport. The record is from RefSeq and is a predicted model, not a curated record. Lineage: Eukaryota; Metazoa; Arthropoda; Insecta; Hemiptera; Cicadellidae.